Molecule: messenger RNA, 366 nt
Organism: Suillus fuscotomentosus
Lineage: Eukaryota; Fungi; Basidiomycota; Agaricomycetes; Boletales; Suillaceae
Product: fungal hydrophobin
Exons: 3
Coding region: 1-366 (121 amino acids)
Cellular component (GO): fungal-type cell wall
Molecular function (GO): structural constituent of cell wall
Source: RefSeq, a predicted model, not a curated record
AUGUUCGCUCUUUCUCUCCCCCUCGUCUCUCUCCUCGCAUUCGUCGUAGGAACCAGCGCUGUACCCACCCUAUCUGCUCGUGACAACAGCACUUGCAGCAGUACGGGUGCGCAGUGCAACACCGGCACCGUCUCCUGCUGUGAUACCACAUAUAAGUCCAACAGCCAUGAGUUGAGCAGGAUCCUAAGCGUACUGAACAUUGCCCUUGACCCUGUCGAGGGCAACGUUGCAAUGGGUUGCAGUCCCAUCAGCGUCAUUGGUACUGGUAGCGGCGCGGAGUGUAACCAGGAGCCCGUUUGCUGCAGUGGCAACACAUACUACGGCCUCAUCAACAUUGGUUGCUCACCGAUCAACAUCUACCUGUAA